Messenger RNA from Glossina fuscipes, 237 nucleotides. It is a transcript of the gene mRpL33, whose product is annotated as 39S ribosomal protein L33, mitochondrial. Gene Ontology annotation, biological process: translation. The transcript is spliced from 3 exons. Gene Ontology annotation, cellular component: mitochondrion. Lineage: Eukaryota; Metazoa; Arthropoda; Insecta; Diptera; Glossinidae. The record is from RefSeq and is a predicted model, not a curated record. Bases 1 to 198 code for a protein of 65 amino acids.
AUGCGUUUAACAAAUAUUUUAUAUAAAAAAGUAAAAGCUAAGCGUAUAAUGGUAGUGGUGGAGAGUAUGGUUAGUGGUCACAAAUUUAAUACCGUGCGUGAGAGAUUGGGCGAUAAAGUGGAAACUAUACGUUUCGACCCUUACAUACAAAAGGAGGCCGUAUAUCGUGAACUCAAAAAGAUACGCAGUGUGAAAUAAAUGAAAUUUUUAUAUAUAAAUAAAUUCAUGUAAAUUGCU